Molecule: messenger RNA, 1140 nt
Organism: Cetraspora pellucida
Lineage: Eukaryota; Fungi; Glomeromycota; Glomeromycetes; Diversisporales; Gigasporaceae
Source: the annotation of a GenBank genome assembly
AUGAUUAUUGAAAAAUUUCAAAAAUAUCGCAAGACUGAACCAACAUCAUUAUUUGUAUUAAAAAGUUUCGUUUUAAUAUUACUUUUAAUAUUAUUAUUUGGAUACACUUGGUUAAUAAUUUGGGACAUUUACAAUGAUAAUCCUGUCGUUCAGAAUUCUUUAGAAGAAGCAAAUUAUAUUCCUGUUCCAGAUAUUCUUUCUCAUACAAAUCAAACAACGAAUAUUACUUGCCAUUUUGUAAAUGCUAGUGGUAUUCACGAUUGUAAUCAAUAUAUAACAUAUUACACGGGUAUUAUUAAUGGAAUGCAUACAGGAUAUUUUUCGACGAAUGGUUUAAUGUUUUCCACAAUACCUAAUAAUGGAAUAAGUUCUUUAGAACUUAAGAUUUAUUUGAAUGAUGCUAGUUUUAAUUUAAGUGAUAGUACAUUGGUACCAGAUAUUUUAUUUAGUAUGGAUGAUGCAGAUUUCGAUAAAAAUUAUAACAACGGCUUAUUCGUGUCAGAUCAAUUUCAACUUUCACUAUAUUCAAAGUUUCCUAAUACAAUUUUUCAAUUAAAUCAAUAUAGUCUUGCAGCAUUUAGUUCUUAUACACUUAAAAUAAAAAGAAAAAGAAAAGAGCUUAUGCUGCCAAGCUGGAAAAAUUACAUAGGAUUUUCAUCUAAUCUUGAAAGUAUACCGUAUAUAACAUCGACAUUGGAAACAUUUCCUCUUACAAAGGAAACUGGACCUCUAAUAUUAUUGACGAAAAUAACAAUUGAACCACAAAUCUUUAUUGUUCAAGUUGAAACUGAUAAAAGGUUUAUACUAAGUGUCAUAAAUUCACUUGGUUUAAUCGGAGGUGCAUGUGGAUUUGUUGUAGCAAUUUAUACAACGCUUUUCGGCAAUAUUGCUAUUAAACCAUGGGGAUUGAUUCAAAAAUAUGGCUUUAAAAUAAAUAAAUCAGUACAAACAAAGUUGCAUAAUACUCUAGAAUUUAUUCCAUUUGUUAAUCAUCCAAAAACUACCAAUAAUUUAAGCAACUAUGAAUUAAAAAGAAGACUUGAUUCAUUACAAUUAUUUAUAACAGAAUAUGUCGCUGAUGUGCAAUAUUUGGAAGAGAUUUAUAAAGUCAACAUAAAUAAAGAAGGUAAUUGUACAUAG